AUGUGUCCUCAAGCAUCUUUCUGUUCGCCGACAUCCGGUGAAAGACGGCAUUUGCCGUCGUGGGUCGAGCCUUACCUACAGCAAGCAAUAACCGUCAGUUCAAGUUCUGCGAUCCGUAUUCUUCUGGCAAAUGCUAGUGAACCAUCACUGGAUAAUGAUGAUACAUCGAUUUCUGAUGAAUUAGUUGCUGAAAGUGACAAUAAUCUUAUCAAUGUUGCAUACGAUUCAAAAUGUGCAAGAGUAUGUGCUGUAGCAGUUGAAAAAGCAUUAAGGAAGGAAGAAGAAUGUCAUUUAGACGGUAUUCCGCUGUAUGUUGUUAUUAUAAUUGCUAUUAUAUCAUUUGCUUUUGGCGUCGCAUUUGUAGCUACUUUAUGGCUCAUCCAUAACAAAACAGAUCCAUUACGAAAAAUUCGGUGCAUAGAUCGAAAUAGACGUGGUAUGCCGUUAAAUGCAAUCUAUCGGGAUUCAGUUAUCCGACCAUUGAAUAAUGCCAACGCAUUUAUGACCACGUGUAGUGCGACAGUAGCGGAACGAGAACGACUGGUCUGUGAUCGACCUCAAUAA
Molecule: messenger RNA, 564 nt
Organism: Acanthocheilonema viteae
Lineage: Eukaryota; Metazoa; Nematoda; Chromadorea; Rhabditida; Onchocercidae
Source: the annotation of a GenBank genome assembly